UCCCCUUCGGACGGCUGCAGAGGGAGUCGCAGCGCCGACGCCAGGCUUUGUAGGGACAGCGUGGGCCCCCUCCCCGCUCCCACCGGCCGCCCCAGGAAUCCCCUAGACGAGCAGAAGCAGGUCGCUGCCCGGGCGAGUCAGCAGGGCAGUCCGCGGGCGGCCGGACGCACCGACGACUAAGCCCCUGUGGUCGCCUCAGCGCACUCUGCUCUCCUCGGUGCCAUGGGGUCACCGGCCACCUCCAGCCGCCCGGGGGGCACCUGCUGGAACCCCCGAAAGGGCUUCCUGCCGCAGCUCAUCCUGGCCCUCCUGGUGGCCAUGGGUCAUGCCCAGAGGGACCCGGUGGGGAGAUACGAGCUGGCCGGCAGGGACGCGGCUCGGCUGCGGCGCCCUGGAGCCAGCCACCCCGCAGCAGCAGCUGCAGCCAAGGUGUACAGCCUGUUCCGCGAGCAGGACCCGCCCGUCCCGGGCUUGCCGCCCGCGGAGCGGACGCAGCCGGGCUGGGGGAGCCCCAGGAGGCUCACCGAAGCCGAGGCCAGGAGGCCAUACCGCGCGCAGAACUCGCUGCGCCGAAUCCAGCCACCUGCGCAGAAUCGGAGAAGCAGCGCCCUGGGCCAGCCGCAGCCCGCAGCCUGGACCCGGGCGGCGCCGGCUCUCACGCGCCUUCGAACCCCGCAACGGCCCCCGGCGGCGCCGCGAGGGCGGCUCACGGGGAGGAACGUCUGCGGGGGACAGUGCUGCCCGGGAUGGACCAGAGCCAACAGCACCAACCACUGUCUCAAACCCGUGUGCGAGCCCCCGUGCCAGAACCGGGGGUCCUGCAGCCGGCCCCAGCUCUGCGUCUGCCGCUCGGGUUUCCGCGGUGCCCGCUGCGAAGAGCUCAUUCCCGAGGAAGAGUUCGACCCCCGGAACGCGCGGCCCGCACCACGGCGCUCCGCCGAGGCCUCCCCCAGCCCGCGCAGGGGCCCAGCGCCCAGAGAACACCCCGAGGCCAGAACGCAACCGCGGGCUUCCCAGCUGCCACCGCCACCAGCUGCCAGGACCCUGAGUGGACUCAGCCAGACCCGGCCUCCCCAGGAGCACACCGGGCUCUCACGGACUGUCCGACGUUACCCAGCCACGGCUGCCAGUGGCCAGUUGACUUCCAAUGUGCUGCCAAUGGGAGCAGGGCCAGAACCCAGGGCUGGUGCCCAGCAGGCUGCACCCCCCUGGGGGCUGAAUCUCACGGAGAAGAUCAAGAAGAUCAAGAUUGUCUUCACGCCCACCAUCUGCAAGCAGACGUGUACCCGUGGACACUGUGCCAACAGCUGUGAGCGGGGUGGCACCACCACCCUGUACAGCCAGGGGGGCCAUGGGCAUGACCCCCAGUCUGGCUUCCGCAUCUAUUUCUGUCAGAUUCCCUGCCUGAACGGAGGCCGCUGCAUUGGCCGGGAUGAGUGCUGGUGCCCCUCCAACUCCACUGGCAAGUUCUGCCACUUGCCUGCUCCGCAGCCCGACAGGGAGCCCCAAGCAAGGGGCUCGCACCGUGGGGCCUUGCUGGAAGGCCCACUGAAGCAGUCCACCUUCACUCUGCCUCUCUCCAACCAACUGGCCUCUGUGAACCCAUCGCUGGUGAAGGUACACAUCCACCACCCGCCCGAGGCCUCUGUGCAGAUCCACCAAGUGGCCCGGGUGCGGCCCGAGGCCGAGAGGGCCCCAGAUGACAACAGUGUGGAGCCCAGGCCCCCAGCACAGCUUCCUGCCGGUCCCGGCCCUGGCCACUGGGACAGCAACACCAUCCCUGCUCGGUCAGGAGAGCACCCUCGGCCAGUUCCCCCGGCAGUGCUCAGACCCCAGGGACUGCUGGGUCGCUGUUACCUCAGCACCGUGAAUGGACAGUGUGCCAACCCCCUGCUGGAGCUGACCACCCAAGAGGACUGCUGUGGCAGCGUGGGGGCCUUCUGGGGGGUGACUUCGUGUGCCCCUUGCCGGCCAAGACCAGCCUCCCCAGUGAUUGAAAAUGGCCAGCUGGAGUGUCCCCUGGGGUAUAAGAGGCUCAACCUCACUCACUGCCAAGAUGUCAACGAGUGCCUGGCCCUGGGCCUGUGCCAGGACUCGGAGUGUGUGAACACCAGGGGCAGCUACCUGUGCACCUGCAGACCUGGCCUCAUGCUGGAUCCAUCACGGAGCCGCUGUGUGUCGGACAAGGCUGUGUCCAUGCAUCAGGGACUGUGUUACCGAUCCCUGGGGCCCGGCACCUGCACCCUACCUCUGGCCCAGCGGAUCACCAAGCAGAUCUGCUGCUGUAGCCGAGUGGGCAAAGCUUGGGGCAGCCAGUGUGAGAAAUGCCCCCUGCCUGGCACAGAGGCCUUCCGGGAGAUCUGCCCUGCCGGCCAUGGCUACACCUACUCCAGCUCAGACAUUCGCUUGUCCAUGAGGAAGGCUGAGGAGGAGGAGUUGGCCAGGCCCCCACGGGAGCAACAACAGAAGAGCAGCGAUCCCCUGCCUGCAGCAGCAGAGAGACAGCCCCUCCGGGCAGCCACUGACACUUGGCUUGAGGCUGCAACUGUCUCUAUGUCUGAUAAGGAUGCCUCUCUUGCUGUGGCUGGCCAGGCCCCAACCAGGGUUGCCCACCUACCUGCUUGGGUCCCAGAGGAUGUCACCGGCAGACCAGCACCACCUCUACCCAGACAGGAGAUUGCAGAGACCCUGAAAGUGGAACACGUGACACCUUCUGUUGCUGUGCCUGUGACUCCAAGCCCCCCAGGCAUUGACCGAUGUGCUACUGGCGCAGCCAACAUCUGUGGCCCAGGAACCUGUGUGAACCUCCCAGAUGGAUACAAAUGUGUCUGCAGCCCUGGCUACCGGCUGCACCCCAGCCAGGCCUACUGCACAGAUGACAACGAGUGUCUGAGAGACCCCUGUGCAGGAAAAGGGCGCUGCGUCAACAGCGUGGGCUCCUACGCCUGCUUCUGCUACCCUGGCUACACAUUGGCCACCUCAGGGGUGCUGCCAGAGUGCCAAGAUGUGGACGAGUGUGAGCAGCCAGGAGUGUGCAGCGGAGGGCAAUGCACCAACACGGAGGGCUCCUACCACUGUACAUGUGACCGGGGUUAUGUCAUGGUGAGGAAGGGCCAAUGCCAAGAUGUUGACGAAUGCCAUCACCCGGGCACCUGCCCCCACGGGAGAUGCAUCAACUCUCCUGGCUCCUACACCUGCCAGGCCUGCGAAGAGGGGUACCGAGGCCAGAGUGGUAGCUGUGUAGAUGUGAACGAGUGUCUGACCCCUGGGGUGUGUGCCCAUGGAAAGUGCAUCAACCUAGAAGGUUCUUUCAGAUGCUCCUGUGAGCAGGGCUAUGAGCUCACCUCUGACGAGAAGGGCUGCCAAGAUGUGGAUGAAUGUGCCAACCGAGCCUCAUGCCCCAUGGGCCUCUGCCUCAAUACCCAGGGCUCUUUCACCUGCUCGGCCUGUGAGAGUGGGUUUUGGGUAAAUGAAGACCACACUGCCUGUGAAGAUCUGGACGAGUGUGCCUUCCCGGGAGUGUGCCCCACUGGGGUCUGCACCAACACCGUGGGCUCCUUCUCCUGCAAGAACUGUGAUGAGGGCUACCAGCCCAGCCCACUGGGCCACACCUGCAUAGAUGUGGAUGAGUGUGAAGACCCCCAGAGCAGCUGCCUUGGUGGUGAGUGCAGGAACACAGCUGGCUCCUACCAGUGCCUGUGUCCCAAGGGCUUCCAGCUGGCCAACGGCACUAUGUGCAAGGACGUGGAUGAGUGUCGAGAGGAGGAGCAUUGCGCACCUCAUGGCGAGUGUCUCAACAGCCCUGGGUCUUUCUUCUGUCUCUGUGCACCCGGCUUCUCGAGCGUGGAGGGAGGCACCAGCUGCCAGGAUGUGGAUGAGUGUGCAAGCACAGACCCAUGUCCGAGGGGACACUGUGUCAACACUGAGGGUUCUUUCCACUGCCUGUGUGACCCUGGCUUCCAGCCCUCUGCAGACAGCAAGGAGUGUGUGGAUAUUGAUGAAUGUGAGGAGCGCAGUGGAGAGCUGGUAUGUGGGACCGGGAAGUGUGAGAAUAGCCCUGGCUCCUUCCACUGUGUCUUGGGCUGCCAGCCGGGCUUCCACAGGGCCCCAACUGGAGACUGCAUUGACAUAGAUGAGUGUGCCAACGACACCCUGUGUGGGAGCCAUGGCUUCUGUGACAACACAGAUGGCUCGUUCCGUUGCCUCUGCGACCAGGGGUUUGAGACCUCACCCUUGGGCUGGGAUUGUGUAGAUGUGAAUGAGUGUGAGCUCAUGUUGGCCGUGUGUGGGGACGCGCUCUGCGAGAAUGUGGAGGGCUCCUUCCUGUGUCUCUGUGCUAGCGACCUGGAAGAGUACGACGCCCAGGAGGGGCGCUGCCGCCCGCGGGGUCCUGCAGGUCAGAACAUUCCUGAGGCUCCCACGGGGCACCAGCCGGUGGGCCCCAUGCGUGCCGAGUGCUACUCCGGGCAGGUUGGCCAGCCAGCUUGCUCCAGCCGCCUGGGCCAGAACACCACCCAGGCGGAGUGCUGCUGCACCCAGGGCAGGGGCUGGGGAGACACCUGUGACCCCUGCCCAUUUGAGGACUCAGUGGAGUUCAGUGAGCUGUGCCCCAGCGGCAGAGGCUACAUUCCUGUGGAAGAGGCCUGGAUGUUCGGGCAGACCAUGUACACAGAUGCCAAUGAGUGUGCGAUGUUUGGGCCUGCUCUCUGUCCCCACGGCCGCUGCCUCAACACCGUGCCUGGCUACAUCUGCCUGUGUGAUCCUGGCUACCACUAUGACGCUACCCACAGGAAGUGCCAGGAUCACGAUGAGUGCCAGGACAUGGCCUGUGAGGACGGUGAGUGUGUGAACACAGAAGGCUCCUUUCACUGUUUCUGCAACCCACCCCUCACCUUGGACCUAAGCGGCCAGCGCUGUGUCAACAGCUCUGGCAACCUGGAGGACCUCCCUGACCAUGACAUCCACAUGGACAUCUGCUGGAAGAGAGUCACUCAUGACGUAUGCAGUGAGCCCCUACGCGGGCGCCACACCACCUAUACUGAGUGCUGCUGCCAGGAUGGCGAGGCCUGGAGCCGCCAGUGCGCCCUGUGCCCCCCCAGGAGCUCUGAGGUCUACGCUCAGCUGUGCAACGUGGCCAGGAUUGAGGCAGAGCGGGAGGCUGGGGUCCACUUCCGGCCAGGCUACGAGUACAGCCCUGGCCCUGAUGACCUGCACUAUGGCCUCUAUGGCCCGGACGGAGCCCCCUUCUACAACUACUUGGGCCCUGAGGACACCAUCCCUGAGCUGCCAUUUCCCAACGCUGCCAGCCCCCCAGGGGAUCGCACUCCAAUUCCGGAAUCUCCUCUGCAGCCCUCGGAGCUCGAGCCCCACUAUGUGGCCAGCCAUCCAGAGCCCCAGGCUGGCUUCGAAGGGCUGCAGGCCGAGGAGUGUGGCAUCCUGAACGGCUGUGAGAAUGGCCGCUGUGUGCGCGUGCGGGAAGGCUACACCUGCGACUGCUUUGAGGGCUUCCAGCUGGAUGCAGCUCACAUGGCCUGCGUGGAUGUGAAUGAGUGUGACGACCUCAAUGGGCCUGCUGCGCUUUGUGGCCAUGGUCAUUGUGAGAACACCGAGGGCUCCUACCGCUGCCACUGCUCCCCAGGUUAUGUGGCUGAGGCAGGCCCCCCGCACUGUGCUGCCAAGGAGCAGCAGUGAGGGGUCCAUCUUGCCAGCU
Molecule: messenger RNA, 5710 nt
Organism: Ochotona princeps (American pika)
Lineage: Eukaryota; Metazoa; Chordata; Mammalia; Lagomorpha; Ochotonidae
Gene: LTBP2
Product: latent transforming growth factor beta binding protein 2
Exons: 36
Coding region: 223-5691 (1822 amino acids)
Molecular function (GO): calcium ion binding
Source: RefSeq, a predicted model, not a curated record